UAAAUAAGCGACUAAAGAUGGCGACUGUGGAGGAUUCAUGGCACAAAUUCGGAUCCAAAACUUCCCUUCGGAAUCCAGAAUCCAGCUAUCCAGUGUGGCAGUGAAAGCCGAGAGCCUGAGCCCUACUUCCGCUUCUCUGUGACCGGCUCCAGCGUCGCACAUCUCACUACCAUCACCGGAGAAACACCGCGGAGUUUGGACGAACCGACACCGGAGCCGCUGAUGAUGAUCCCGGGCUGAGCUCCACGUCUGCUGCAUGGAGGCCGCUGGAGGGAGUCUGUCCUCCCAGCUGGAGCAGUGAUUUGGGUCGGAACUCGAACCCGAAACCGAUCGCGAUGUAUUUUCUGAGUGGCUGGCCGAGGCGGCUCCUGUGCCCGCUGCGGAGCGACGAGCGGCCCUUUCGGAUCGAGCCCAGCGCGCAACGCUUCUACCUGGCUGUGCUGUCCGAGACCCAGAUCAGCAUCUGGUUCAGCAGGCCCAGUGUGCUGAUCGUCAGUUAUAUCGAGUCUGGAAAAGCGGCUGCACAGUUCGGCUUCUAUCAGCAGGUGGAAUGGAAACUCGACGACUCCAUGAUCGCAGUAGCGGCAGCGAAUGGCUACGUGCUGCUGUUCGACAUCAUCGGAGGCUUGGAUGAGAAGUACCUGUAUGAGCCGGUCUAUCCAAAGGGCAGUGCUCGUGUUAAGGUGACUCCGGGUUAUAAAGAGGAACAGUGUGCUCCCGCUCUCACACUAGAGAUGAAGAAACCUGUCGACCUGGAGGCUCCCAUCAGCUGUCUUCAGUCUCUACAGGAGGAUCUGCUGGUGGCGACGGCGGAUGGUUUCCUCCAUAUGCUGCAUUGGGACAGUGUCAGUAACGGCCGCAGAGCAGUGAACCUCUGCACCAUCCCCUUCUCCCUGGACCUGCAGUCCUCCAGAGGAGGGCCGUGUUUGGAUCUGGACGGUGUGUAUAUUCGUGAUCUGGAAUAUUGUGCGACGCUGGAUGGAUUCGCUGUGGUUUUUGAUGACGGGAGAGUCGGCUUCAUCACACCCACUGCAAACAGACUCUCCACAGACCAGCUGCAGGGUGUUUGGGCUGCAGACGUCACUGAUGGUACAUGUGUGGCCGUCAACAACAAAUACAGACUCAUGGCCUUCGGCUGUGCAAGUGGUUCGGUGCUGGUCUACAUGAUUGACAGCUCCACUGGCUGCAUGCAGCUGUCUCAUAAACUAGAAUUAACCCCUAAACACUAUCCAGAUAUCUGGAAUAAGACAGGUCCGGUGAAGAUGAUCCGCUGGUCUCCCGACUGCAGUGUUGCCAUGGUGACAUGGGAGUGUGGUGGUCUUUCUCUCUGGAGUGUGUUUGGAGCUCAUCUCAUCUGCACACUCGGAGAGGACUUUGCGUACCGCUCUGACGGUACCAAGAAAGACCCUCUGAAGAUCAGCUCUAUGAGCUGGGGUGUGGAGGGUUAUCAUCUGUGGGUGAUCAGCAGCUCAGACUCGACUGUUACUGAAGAAGACGAAGAGAAACUCCAGCAGAACACGAUACUGCAGUUUCAGUUCAUCAAGAGCGCACUCACUGUCAACCCCUGCACGAGUAACCAGGAGCAGGUGCUGCUGCAGGGUGAGGACCGUCUGUAUGUGACGUGCGGGGAUCCUACGCAGACGCAGGCUCCGAGUCAGUGUGUGUUGGACAGCAGCAGCAGCAGCAGCAGCCCAGUCCAGCGCUCCUCCUCCGCAGCUCCACUCUCUCAGGGCCUCAGCACUUUACUGGGACACAAGCACUGGCAGGUGGUUCAGAUUCACAGCACAUAUCUAGAGACUAACUGGCCUAUCAGGUUUGCAGCUAUAGACUGGUCUGGUCAGUGUGUGGCCGUCGCCGGGCGCCGGGGAUUUGCACAUUAUUCAUUAUAUACCAGAAAGUGGAAACUGUUCGGUAACGUCACGCAGGAGCAGAAUAUGACAGUGACCGGUGGUCUUGCGUGGUGGAAUGACUUUGUUGUCGCUGCCUGUUACAAUUUCAUUGAUCGCCAGGAAGAGCUGCGGUUAUACGUGCGCUCCACUAACCUGGAUAACGCGUUCGCCAGCAUCACUAAACUACACGCCGACACACUGCUGCUCAAUGUGUUUCGCAACAUGGUGAUUCUGUUCAGAGCCGACUGCUCCAUCUGCCUGUACAGCAUCGAGAGACGCCACGACAGCCCGAGCCCGUCUGCCAGUGUGGAGCUGCUACAGGAGGUCUCCAUGUCCCGCUAUAUUCCACACCCUGGCCUAGUGGUCUCUGUGACCCUCACAUCAGUGCGCACAGAGAGCGGCAUCACACUCAAAGCCCCACAGCAGGCCUGUUCGGCUGAGAGUAUCCUGCUGAAUCUGGCUGGUCAGCUGAUCAUGCUGCAGAGAGACAGAUCCGGCCCACAGGUACGAGAGAAGGACGCGCCAGCCAAUCACAGCAAACUGCUACCUUUCUGCGCGCCGGUGGUUCUGGCGCAGUGUGUGGAGAGCGUUUGGACGUCGAGUCGCAGUAACCGUAAGAAGCGUCACCUAAUGGAGGCGCUGUGGCUGUCCUGCGGCGAGGCGGGGAUGAAGGUGUGGCUGCCGCUGUUCCCCCGAGACCACCGCAAACCGCACUCGUUCCUGUCCCGCAGGAUCAUGCUGCCCUUCCACAUCAACAUCUACCCGCUGACGGUGCUGUUCGAGGACGCGCUGAUCCUCGGAGCCUCCAACGAGACUGUGCUGUUCGACGGGCUGAGCUCAAGCACAGAGCCGCUGGAGGCGCUGUUCCCCUUCUGCACAGUGGAGAGAACAUCACAGAUAUACCUGCACCACAUACUGAGACAGCUGCUGGUGCGUAAUCUGGGCGAGCAGGCGCUGAUGUUAGCGCAGUCGUGUGCAUCGCUGCCUUAUUUCCCACAUGUUCUGGAACUGAUGGUGCAUGUGGUUCUGGAGGAAGAGGCCACGUCCCGAGAGCCCAUUCCUGAUCCGCUGCUGCCCACCGUGGCCAAAUUCGUCACAGAGUUCCCGCUCUUCCUGCAGACCAUCGUCCACUGCGCACGCAAGACCGAAUACGCCCUCUGGAACUACCUGUUCGCCGCCGUCGGGAACCCCAAAGACCUGUUUGAGGAGUGCUUGAUGGCGCAGGAUCUGGACACGGCGGCCUCAUACCUGAUCAUACUGCAGAAUAUGGAGGUUCCAGCAGUCAGCCGUCAGCACGCCACACUGCUCUUCAACACUGCUCUGGAGCAGGGGAAGUGGGAUCUGUGUCGUCACAUGAUCCGAUUCCUCAAGGCCAUUGGCUCAGGGGAGAGCGAGACUCCACCCACCACACCUACAACUCAGGUGAGAGAGGAACAGAGCCCCAGCAGUGGCUUUGAGUUCUUCAGGAACCGCAGUAUCAGUCUCUCUCAGUCUGCAGACAGCAUCGCCGCAGGGAAGUUCAACCUGCAGAAGACCAUGAGUAUGCCCACCGGACCCUCCUGCAAGAGUGGCGAGCGCUGGUGUAAGGACAGUGACUCCGCAGAGAAUCUCUACAUUGAUGUGAUGUUAUGGAGACACGCUCGCCAUCUGCUGGAGCAGGUGCGUCUGCGGGAUCUGGGCUGUUUCUCCGCUCAGCUGGGCUUCGAGCUGAUUGGUUGGUUGUGUCGUGAGCGCACGCGGGUCGCACGAGUGGACGACUUCGUCACCGCGCUCAAAUGCCUGCACAAGGACUUCCUGUGGCCCUUUCCUGUUAUCCCAGCAUGCACCAUCAGCUCGCCGCUCAAGAACGGACGCUGCCGCCCAGUGUUGAGCUCUCGUCUGCUGAAGUCUCAGUCUGCAGACAGUCUGCUGAACAGUGAGAUGGACACCACACCCCCUCAGGUCAGCACAGCCAAUCACCGCUGGCUGGAUGGUUUGGGGGCGGUGUCUAAAGAGCUGGACUCCGCCUCUUCACAUGGAGGACCACAGACUCAGGAGGCUUUUCUUUCGCCACUUAUUAGUAAAGGUGAGGAGUGCAGCAUCGGCUCGGCCACAGACCUGACGGAGACCAGCUCCAUGCUGGAUGGUGAUUGGACGAUGGUGGAUGAGAACAUCUCCACCCUCAGCCUCAGCCAAUCAGAGCUGGAGCACAUCUCCAUGGAGCUGGCCAAUAAAGGGCCACAUAAGAGCCAGGUGCAGCUGCGGUAUCUCCUGCACGUGUUCAUGGAGGCCUGCUGUCUGGAGUGGUGUGUGGUGAUCGGGCUGAUCUUACGGGACGCCGCCGUCAUUAAACAGGUGGUGUGUUUUCUGGACAGUCCAGAAGUGCCGUCAGAGACUGUGCAGAGCAUCAGAGCCGGACUGAUGGCGGUCGACCGCUGGGCCUCGUCUGAUUGUCUGGGCUAUAAGGCGUUCCUGAACCUCAUCCGCCCGGAGCUGCUGAAGCUGAUGGAGGUUGAGGUGGAGCAGGUGCAGCCUGAUGCCUUCCAGCCCACCGGAGCCUCUAAACUGAGUGAAGCACCGCUGCUGCUGCUACCCCGAGCGGAGGACAACUCCACCCUCCACACACUGCCUCUGGACGGCCCUGCUGGAGCCUCCACCCGGCCCCUGGAGGACACACCGCUGGAGCAGCCGGAGGACGAGGAGCUGGAGGAGGCUUCAUAUGACUGCACGCUCUCAUGACCUCGGGUGGAGGAGCGGGAGGAGGCUUCAUACGACUGUACGCUCUCAUGACCUCUGAACAACUGCACACACACUCGGGUGGAGGAGUGGGCGGAGGCUUCGUACGAAUGCACACUCCUGAGCUCUGAACAACACACACUCGGGUGGAGGAGUGGACGGAGGAACGCUCUCGUUACCACUGAACAAUUGCACACAUGCUUGUGCGGGAGUGGGUGGAGGAGGAGGUGGAGGCUUCAUGGGACUGCAUGCUCUCUUGACCUUUGAACAACUACGCACACUUACACAGUAGAGAGUGGAGGAGUAUGAAUGGAGUGUAAUUGGGUGGAGGAGCGGAUGGAGUGAUUGGCUAGUGGAGUGUGAUUGGCUGAUUGAGUGAAAGAAGUGUGAUUGGGUGGAGUGGAUGGAGUGAUUGGCUAGUGGAGUUUAAUUGGGUGGAGGAGUGGAAGGAGUUACUGGCUGGUGGAGUGUGAUUGGGUGGAGGAUUCUGGGUGAAGUAGUGAAAGAAGUGUGAUUGGGUGGAGGAUUCUGGGUAGAGGAGUGAAAAAACUGAUUGGGUGGAGGAGCGGAUGGAGUGAUUGGCUAGUGGAGUGUGAUUGGCUGAUUGAGUGAAAGAAGUGUGACUGGUAGGAGGAAAGAAAGAAGUGUGAUUGGGUGGAGUGGAUGGAGUGAUUGGCUAGUGGAGUUUAAUUGGAUGGAGGAGUGGAAGGAGUUAUUGGCUGGUGGAGUGUGAUUGGGUGGAGGAUUCUGGGUGAAGUAGUGAAAGAAGUGUGAUUGGGUGGAGGAGUGUAAAUGGAAUGGUGUGAUUAGGUGGAGGAGUGUGAUUGGGUAGAGGAGUGGAUGCCAAAGGGUGUGAGUGGAUGGAAUAGCAUGUUAAGGAGUGGGUGGAGGAGUGGAUGGAGUGAUUAGCUGGUGAAGUGUGAUUGGAUGGAGUAAAAGAAGUGUGAUUGGGUGGAUGAGUCGAUAGAGUGAUUGGCUGGUGGAGUAUGAUUGGGUGAAGGAGUAAAAGAAGUGUGAUUGGGUGGAUGAGUCAAUGGAGUGAUUGGCUGGUGGAGUAUGAUUGGGUGAAGGAGUAAAAGAAGUGUGAUUGGGUGGAGGAGUCGAUAGAGUGAUUGUCUGGUGGAGUAUGAUUGGGUGGAGGAGUGAAAGAAGUGUGAUUGGUUGGAGGAGCGGAUGGAGUGAUUGGCUGAUGGAGUAUGAUUGGGUGGAGGAUUCUGGGUGGAGGAGUGAAAGAAGUGUAAUUGGGUGGAGGUGUCUAAAUGGAAUAGUGUGAUUAGGUGGAGGAGUGAAUGGAGGAGUGUGAUUUGGUGGAGGAGUGGAUGCCAAAGGGUGUGAGUGGAUGGAAUAGUGUGUUAAGGAGUGGUUGGAGAAGUGUGAUUGGGUGGAGGAGUGGAUGGAGGCUUCAAUAGCUGAAGGCUCUCUUGACCUCCAGUGAAUAUCAAUUUACAGAAAAAAUGAUGGAGGUGCUGUGUGUCUGUGCGUGCGUGCAUAUGUUUCAGCACCUCCAUAGUACAGUAUAGUGUGUGUGUCAGCUUCUCCAGAUUGCAGUAUUGUGUGUGUGUGCGUGCGUGUGUGUGUGUGUGUGUGUGUGUUUCAGCUCCUCCAUAGUACAGUAUAGUGUGUGUGUCAGCUCCUCCAGACUGCAGUAUUGUGUAUGUGUGCGUGCGUGCGUGUGUUUCAGCUCCUCCAUAGUACAGUAUUGUGCGUGUGUCAGCUCCUCCAGACUGCAGUUCUGUGUGAGUGAGUGUGUGUCAGCUUCUCCAGAUUGCAGUAUUGUGUGAGUGCGUGUGUGUUUCAGCUCCUCCAUAGUACAGUAUUGUGUGUGUGUGUGUGUGUGUGAGCUCCUCCAGACUGCAGUUUUGUGUGUGUGUUUUGCUGUGUUUCUCCAUCUCAUGUCCAGAUGUGUGUGUGUUUCUCCGCUCUGCAGUCUCAGUAUUUCUGUCAGACAAACAUUCAAAUAUUCUGAAAUCAAGAUAUGGAUCAUUUGACACGUGUUUCCAUCCCUGUUUCAGCUUAAAGCCAGUCAUUAGUUAUUAUUUCAGUGCUGAACUUAAUUUCUGAAGUAUUUUUACUUCUCAGAUUAUUAGAAAAUUCUUUAGCGAUUAAUCUUUGUUCAUUUGCAUUUCAUCUUUUUUUGUU
This is a messenger RNA of Danio aesculapii, 6743 nucleotides long. RefSeq names its product RIC1 homolog, RAB6A GEF complex partner 1 (gene ric1). Bases 336 to 4607 code for a protein of 1423 amino acids. Gene Ontology annotation, biological process: retrograde transport, endosome to Golgi; intracellular protein transport. The transcript has 27 exons. The record is from RefSeq and is a predicted model, not a curated record. Lineage: Eukaryota; Metazoa; Chordata; Actinopteri; Cypriniformes; Danionidae. Gene Ontology annotation, molecular function: protein binding. Gene Ontology annotation, cellular component: Ric1-Rgp1 guanyl-nucleotide exchange factor complex; Golgi membrane; cytosol.